AUGUCUGAUGGAUAUAAAAGAAACACCACCAAAGUGGACAUGAAAAACGCAAAAAGAAAGAGAAAAAGAGUAGUGGAAGUAAUUAAGUUUUUGGCCGAAAGGGGACUAGCGUUUAGAGGCGAUAAUGAAAUACAUGGUGAUCCUAGUAAUGGCAAUUUUCUUGGGUGUAUCGAUCUCUUAGCCAAAUUUGAUCCGUUUCUAGAAGAACAUGUAAGAAGAUACGGUAAUCCAGGCCGCGGAAAAGUAUCAUAUUUAUCCUCCACAACGUAUGAAGAACUAAUAAUUUUACUGGGGUCAAAAGUAUUGGAAAAAAUAGUUACAGAAAUCAAAGAAGCCAAGUAUUAUGGAAUCACUGUGGAUUCUACACCUGACGUUAGCCAUACGGAUCAACUCUCCAUAGUUAUUAGAUAUGUCUCAAAAACUGGAGAUAUAUAUGAAAGAUUUUUGAUGUUUGUUAAAAUAGAAAAACAUGAUGCCAAGUAUCUUUUUGACACUCUAAUUUCAGUUUUAGAAAAUCAGGGAAUAGACCCAAAAUUUUGCAGAUGUCAGUCUUAUGACAAUGCGGCUAAUAUGAGCGGAGUGUAUUCGGGAGUACAAACUAGAUUUAGGGAAAUCAACAGCGCAGCCACUUGGGUACCAUGUGGAGCUCAUAGUCUUAAUCUAGUUGGCACAGCGGCGGCAGAAAGCUGCUUAGAAGCUGUAAAAUUUUUUGAAAUUUUGCAAUCGCUCUACAAUUUCUUUGCAGCGUCCCCUCAAAGAUGGUCUAACUAA
Messenger RNA from Stegodyphus dumicola, 771 nucleotides. RefSeq lists its product as uncharacterized. Lineage: Eukaryota; Metazoa; Arthropoda; Arachnida; Araneae; Eresidae. The record is from RefSeq and is a predicted model, not a curated record.